Molecule: messenger RNA, 3788 nt
Organism: Nothobranchius furzeri (turquoise killifish)
Lineage: Eukaryota; Metazoa; Chordata; Actinopteri; Cyprinodontiformes; Nothobranchiidae
Gene: prr14
Product: proline rich 14
Source: RefSeq, a predicted model, not a curated record
UUUGUAAAAACGGAUACAUUUUCUACUCGCAGUAGGGCGCCGUCUUUUCGUCAUGUUUUGUUUACGGCGGGUUUGGCUUUCACCCCCACGGUCCAGUUACAGCUUUUAGAUGAAUAUGGAUGAAGAUGUAAUUCCCCCAAACCCUGUCUGUCAUUCACCUCCCCUCAGUGAUUCUCCAUCACUUCUACCCCAUUCCUCCGUCACCUUCAGGUCUGCAAAUUAUGGAAAAUCUGGACGCCGGAAGAGUGGCCGCAUUCAAGAGAUCAAAGCUCAGACAAAACAGGGUUAUUCACACAGCACAGCAGCCCAAAAUUCAUCCAGACAGAAUCCGUCCCGAACAAAGAGGCACAUGGAGGGUGAAAUCAUGGUGCAGGUGUCACAGUCUAAGCUGCCAAAAGUUGAAAGAACUCAUGUACAGGAGGAGCCAAACAAGAAUGAAUCGGAAAAUUGCCUAACAGCAGAGUGCCAAAAUAAUCCAAACGACCCCAAAAAUCCACAAAGUAUGGAUGUUUCUCCCAGUCAAGAUGUCAUCAGAUCGACUGAAGAAGAGACCAUGCAGAAUCUCGAUGCAGAUGAAGCCGACAUGGACACAAGAUGGGAAUUCACCAGUUGUAACAAUACUGAGAACGCGUCUUUCUCAAAAGGAUGGGUCAUCGGCCCUUUGUUUCAGUCACUCAAGUCCAAGAUGGCCAGUUUCACUGAGAUAGUUAUGUCUCCCGUUAAACUGUUUAGGGCCAAUAGUCCUCUCCCAUUCUCGGAUAAUUUGGACCAACUUGGUCACUGUGAGGAGCAAGUUGAUGGAGAAACUGAUGUAGAGCCCUCAGACCCAGACUUUAUGUUUCCUCCACAAGGACAAAGUAAUGAUAAGAAUGAGGGAAAUGGAACUAAUCAACAAAGCCUGAGUGACAUUAGAGAAACACAAAGUGUUCCCAGGGAUGAGUUUUCAGCAUGCAGGUCUGAGCAGACUGAAUGUGUGAUUAAUUGGAAGGAAAACAUCUUACCUGAUUCAGUGCCUUUGCUACAGAGUUCUUUAGCCUGUGUUGUUUCAGAGUCUUUUGAGUCCUCCACCCUGUUGCUGCCUUCGGACAAAGUAAGUGCCUCACAACAGUCCAACAUCAGAAGAUCCAGUGAUGUGGAGGAGCAGAAAGAUGAGCUGAACAUCUAUCUGAAACCAGUGUCACUACAAGUUGCGAGGUUUAGAUCUGAAUUGGAGAACUCUGAAGACAAAACUCAAGAAUCUAACUCAAACGUCAACGACGAGCAGCUUUCUCAUCUGAGCUGGUUCACGUCAAACACUCAUCCUAGAGUCAUGAUCAACAAUCAGCCGGACAGAGAGAGUCUUCAGCGUGAUGGGGACGAUGACACUGGUAAUGUAGGAAGCUACCACCUCGGUCAUCAAGGUCUCCAGAACAAUCUGAUUGAUCAUGAAAAUGUAGCAUCAGUGAAGCCUUCAUUUGAUACACAGCAGAUGGAGGUCAAGCUAAACUCAAAUGUGCGAGCAAAGAGGGGCCUCCGAUUGAACUGUCCUUCCCAAGAUUCCAAGAGGAAAAGAGUAACGGAUGUUUCACUCGCAGAAAGUCAACAGCUAUCAAACACGGCUCCAGAAAGUGACGUAAAGAAAGGGUUGAUAGCACCAAGAACAGAAGCGGUGAUGAACACUAUUUCAGUGGAGGAUAAAACAUUAAAGCCUGGUAACAAAUUACAGGUGACAUUGACGAGAGUGCACAGAAAAGGAAAAUUUGGAAUGAAGUCCGCUGAGUUGAGCCAGAGUCGAGAGGCAAAACAGUGUACCAACAACCUUAUUUCAGUUACCAAAAGUAACUCUCAAAGUGGCAAAGCGAAAACCUCAAAGAGUUCUGGAAGUUGUAAAGCAACACUUUUAAAAGAUAACUCCCAGCUUGUUCAGACACAUUCUCCAAUUAAUUUAGACUGUUAUGUUUCAUUAAAGAGGAGCGCCAUGGCAGAAGAGAUGUUUUUCACUGACUUUGGACCUAAAACCUGUAGUUCUAGGUCUAGACAUGCUAACGGUAAGCAGGAAAAAGCAGAUGGCCUCAGAAGAAGACGCAGUUCUAGGCAGCUAAGCAGCAAGGUGAGCAGAAGGCACCAAAGUGAAGAAAGGUCCGAAUCGGUUGCAGUGCUGGACAACAGUCUGGCUGUGUUGUGCUCUCCAGAAGCCAAAUUUUCGAGGCACCUGCUACGCAGCCACUCAUGCCCAGACAUCCCAUCCGUCCAACAGCACGACUCACCCUGCACAGUGUCUCCACAUUCACCACAUCACAGCAGUAUUCACGCAUCACACCAACACAAUCAUCCUGUCUCACACUCUCACAAAUCCCAGAGGCGGGCACGGCGCCACACAGUCUGCAGCGUUGAGGUGGAGAGGGACAUUGCCCCCCUUUGUCUUCGGAAGGAGGUGUACCCAUCCAGAAGAUCUGCCCCGUAUGACCCCACAACUCAGCACCUGUCUCCUAGUCAUGCACAUUGCCCCAGCCCUUCGCUCUCAGCACUCGCCUCUUGCUUCCUAUCAAGUCCUCUGGCUUUUCUUUCCAAGAGGACAACCUACAGGGGAGCUGCUGCCGGCUCUACAUCUCCCCAUGGUCCGUCUCCCCCCUCAGCCUCCUUGUCAUCCCCAUCAAACUCCUCUGUAUGGCAUCCUCCAGUUCUCAAAUCCAGAGCAGAGUCCGCUGUGAUCUCAGACUGUCAAAGCAGCGAGAACCCCUUGCAAUGUGAGGCAGAAAGGAUACAACAGAGUGAAGAUGAGGAUUAUGGCGAGGAUGCAAGCUCUUCUAGUCCUGAGUUUGAAGAUGCUGGGUUGAGAGAUGAAAAGGCUCUGUCUGACUCUGAGAUUAAAGUUGUGAAGAAACAUGAGGAAAGAGGAAAGGUGUCUUCCAUCAAAAUUCGUAAAAGCAUACCCAAACCUCAGACCAACCUCACACCCAUGGGUCUGCCCAAACGCAUCAGGUUGAAAAAGAAGGAGUUCAGUUUGGAAGAAAUUUACACCAAUAAAAAUUUCAGCAAACCCCCAGAAAGCCGGCUGGAAACCAUAUUCGAGGUGCCUCUCAACCGCAAGAACGGCUCUGAGUCCUGCUUUGGCCCGAGACGUGUCAAACGUUUUUUGGAGUUCUUGGAGGUUGGUGAGAUAAGAAAACCAAAGAAACCUCUCGUUGGAGUUGGAAAAGCAGGUGUUCCGUCCUCCAGGACACGACGCGGAGGCUUUCCUAAAGACAAUCCGUCCCUCAGCGUUCAGGAUGUGGACUCGCUUCUCUGUGCGAAGCUGGAUGAGUUGAAUUUGUGGUUGAAGGAUAAUCAGAAAGAUAGCUGAUGGGAGCCUUCAUGCAAAUGUGUCAGAAUAAUUAAAAUACAGGAAACUGUUUAUGAAAAAUGCCCUCUCUCUUUUCCCUGCCGACUCAGUGUGUACAUAUUGUGGUGAUACACCUUGAUUUUCUUGUGUAUUCUGCAAGUUGAAAAAUAGCAUGUUCCUGCAUAAUGCAAUGUUGCCUCAUACAAGCUGUUUAGUACAUAGUGGUGAAGAUGAAUACAAUUAUAAUAAGUCAUCUUUUAAUGUGUAAGUAGAGAAAACACUCUGCUGCCCUUUUGACCUCUUAGACUCUUGGUGUCUGAUUAAGGAAGCUGUAUUUAACCAAGACCCGAUAAUUUCACACAUACUUAAGUUUGACUCUGACAGAGUCGGACAUUUCCAGCAAUAACGGUGUGUUCAAGCAUUAGGAGUUCAGCUAAAAUCCAAUUUUCUGUUCUAGCCUAUUAAUAAAAGCAGCAUUUUCACUGAU